Molecule: messenger RNA, 2401 nt
Organism: Drosophila teissieri
Lineage: Eukaryota; Metazoa; Arthropoda; Insecta; Diptera; Drosophilidae
Gene: DIP-epsilon
Product: neurotrimin
Exons: 9
Coding region: 1-1407 (468 amino acids)
Cellular component (GO): neuron projection
Source: RefSeq, a predicted model, not a curated record
AUGGCAUACCACCUCGAAGCUAUUUCCUCGUUUCUGUAUGUGGGCCUUGGAUGCCUGAUUGCCUCGUCUGUGGCACUAAGUACAGAUACUGGAAGUGAAGGCAACGCUGGUAGCGUCGGUGGCUCAACCCUAAAUAAUGUCAUCAGCGAAGAUCCCGAGUUCACGGAUGUGAUCGAGAAUAUCACUGUGCCCGCGGGGCGAAACGUAAAGUUAGCUUGCUCUGUCAAGAACCUGGGAACCUAUAAGGUUGCGUGGAUGCACUUCGAGCAGUCGGCCAUUCUCACCGUUCACAACCACGUGAUAACGCGUAAUCCGAGGAUUAGUGUCACCCACGAUAAGCACGACAAGCACCGCACCUGGUUCCUGCAUAUCAACAAUGUCCAGGAGGAGGACAGGGGCCGAUACAUGUGCCAAAUCAAUACGGUUACGGCCAAGACCCAGUAUGGAUUUGUCAAAGUAGUGGUGCCGCCCAAUAUAGACGACGCCCUGACCUCCAGUGACAUCAUCGUGCGCGAGGGCGAUAACGUUACGCUGCGCUGCAAGGCGAAAGGUAGUCCGGAGCCGACCAUCAAGUGGAAACGCGAUGACGGCAAUAAAAUCGUUGUCAACAAGACGCUCGAGGUGCACGACUUGGAGACGGACUCCCUGGAGCUGGAGCGCAUUUCGCGACUGCACAUGGGCGCCUAUCUGUGCAUCGCCUCGAAUGGAGUGCCGCCCAGCGUGUCCAAGCGGAUCAAAGUCAGCGUGGACUUUUCGCCAAUGGUCUGGAUACCACAUCAGCUGGUGGGCAUUCCCAUUGGGUUCAACAUCACGCUGGAGUGCUUCAUCGAGGCGAAUCCGACAUCACUUAACUAUUGGACGCGGGAAAACGAUCAAAUGAUCACUGAGUCAUCGAAGUACAAAACCGAGACCAUUCCCGGCCAUCCCUCGUACAAGGCGACCAUGCGGCUCACGAUUACCAACGUCCAGAGCAGCGAUUACGGCAACUACAAGUGCGUCGCCAAAAAUCCUCGCGGCGACAUGGACGGCAACAUAAAGCUCUACAUGUCCAGUCCGCCGACAACACAACCGCCGCCCACAACCACAACGCUGCGGCGGACAACAACAACCGCGGCGGAAAUCGCGCUGGACGGCUACAUGAACACGCCCCUGAAUGGCAUUGGCAUUGUGGGCGAAGGACCCACAAAUUCGGUGAUUGCGUCCGGCAAAUCGAGCAGUAAAUACCUAUCGAAUCUGAACGAGAUUGACAAGUCGAAGCAGAAGCUGACGGGCAGCAGUCCCAAGGGAUUCGACUGGUCCAAGGGCAAGAGCAGUGGGAGUCAUGGCAUCCUAGUGGCCUCCAGUUGGCCCCUCAUCCGCGGGAUCCUUGCGCUCCUCGCGCUGCUGGCGAGGCACUCUUGUGGUUGAGAAUUAUGUGCGAUUUCAUAUUAAUAAAGUGCCAUUACAAAACAGUCGAAAUGAAAGGUGUACGAAGUCGAUGCAUACGAUUAGCCAUAGCAACAGUGUAAUUAAUUAAGCGAAUUGCAAUUUACAAACGUUAACGAAGUCAGGCUUUGGUUUGCCCCCAAACUCCCACUGCAGCCCAUUAAUAUUUGAUUACGUUUGGUGCCGAAAACCACAGCAUGUUUUUAGGCAAACAAAGCUACUAAAUUAAUGAACCUCGCACAUUUUUGUUUGCAACUCGUUCGGAAGCACUCUUAAAUAUUUUCUACACAUUCGUUUAGUUCACAAUUGCUAAUCAGUUCACAUCUAUCGGUGAGGGUAUACGAAGAAUGUAGCAAAAAGCAUUUCAGCGGCGACAAAGCAAACCAAAACACAUAAAUCCCUGGUUAGUUAGAUAUAAAAUCAAUUAAUUUACAUAAACAAGUGAACAAAUAUACCCUUCAAAUGAUGCCAAAUUGUUAAAAAGCGAGCACUCACCUGCAAGCAAACUGUAAAUAAACGCGUAUAUGCAUGGAUAAAGCCCGAAUGCAAUUGUAAAUUAUGUACUCGUUAUAGGCAUUAGAAAUGGAUGUUCAUUUGUACGAGAGUAGGCAUCAAACCAUUCAAAAACUAGAUAUUUAACAGGAAAAAGAAAGGCUUAAAUACUCUGAACAAAACAGGCACCUAAAAUGCAUUAAUCAAAAACCAUUAACCUACAUAAGUAAAUAAGCAAAUAUGAAUUACGAAUAUUCACGAUUGAAGCGACAACUGUUGAUACAUAAUUUAGUUAGCUGAUCAGUUAAGAAGGGUUUACAUUUGAGAAAUAAUCGAGUUGCCAUAAAGCCAAAUCCAAAUAUGUAAGUUCUAAACUACUCAUACAGAAGUAUAUAUAUAUAUAUAUUUAAAUACCUACAUAUAUCAUAGGCCUUAGUUUGUGUUUCUUAGCGAUAAGAGUGAUAAUGUAUAUUUAUUAACUUGC